AUGCUAGGGAGGAUAUUCAAACGUACGAUGCCAGACUUGAGAAAGAACGAACUCAUUACAUCCUACGAGGCUGUAAGGAAGGAUGUAGAGCUCUACGCUCGAGAAGCCGGAAAGAAAGGCGUAGUAUUGCUCCCUGUGUCGAAACUCAAACCUGCUAGCGACGUGCAAAUUCUAUACGACCACGGUGUACGCAGUUUUGGGGAAAAUUACGUACAGGAACUUAUUCACAAGGCUUCAAUUUUGCCGCAGGACAUCAAAUGGCAUUUCAUUGGUGGCUUACAGACAAACAAAUGCAAAGAUCUUGCAAAGGUCCCGAACUUAUGCUAUGUAGAAACAAUUGAUUCGCUGAAAAAGGCCGUCAAACUCAACGAAGCUCGCGCCAAGUUUCAGCCUGAUGCCAACAAAAUUAAGUGCAACCUUCAGAUCAACACAUCCGGUGAAUCCCAAAAGUCUGGGCUCUCUACAGAGAAGGAAAUUUUGGAAGCUGUUGAGUUUUUCCUAUCUCCUUCCGCAACCCACGUCGAACUCGCAGGUCUAAUGACCAUAGGUUCGUGGGAUAUCUCGCACUCAGAAGCGGAAGAAAAUCAAGAAUUCGCGGAAUUGGUCAAGUGGAAAGGUAUUUUGGAUGCCAAGUUCAAUUUGGCAUUGAAACUAUCCAUGGGUAUGAGUUCGGACUUUAAACAGGCCAUUAAUCAAGGUUCCUCGCAAGUCAGAAUUGGGACUGACAUUUUUGGUGCCAGGCCGUCGAGAACCGAGGCCACUGUUUAG
Messenger RNA from Lachancea dasiensis, 768 nucleotides. The record is from the annotation of a GenBank genome assembly. Lineage: Eukaryota; Fungi; Ascomycota; Saccharomycetes; Saccharomycetales; Saccharomycetaceae.